AUGAACUUUAAAGAAUAUGAUGUUUAAACACCAUGUCAGCUUUCGUUUAAAAGAUUCUAUAUAAAAAAAGUGAUAAUUAAUAGAAGACCAUAAUUUAUGGGAAAUUAAAGCAAGGACAAACCAAAAAUUGCAUUUGGAAGCAACUUAAAAUCUGUUAAUAAAGAACGGUUUGAACAACCAACUUUAUUUUAUGAUAAAAAGUACACAUGCAUUGAUAAACAUUCUGGAGUACCUUCAAUAUAAAGUACAAGAAAUAGUAGGAUCAAAAGUGAAUAUGACGCAAAUGAAAAAAUCAAAAAACUUAAAAAAUUAGACGAGUUUUCAAAUUCAAAAAGUCUAUCACUAUCUUUCUAACCAUAAUAAUAUAAUUAAAAAAAAAGAGAACCAAUUCAUUCAGAUCCACUCAAUUAUUUGAAUAAACUUCUUCCAAUGACUGUAAGGUAGCUUAAAGAGAGCUUCAUAAUGUUAUUGUAAGUAUUAUAUUUAAGAAAGGAAUAAACACUAAUCAAACCAUAUAAAUUUAGAACCAUAAUGA
This is a messenger RNA of Paramecium pentaurelia, 535 nucleotides long. NCBI's taxonomy places the organism in Eukaryota, Ciliophora, Oligohymenophorea, Peniculida, Parameciidae. The record is from the annotation of a GenBank genome assembly.